Varroa destructor (honeybee mite) is the source of this 1537-nucleotide messenger RNA. RefSeq lists its product as uncharacterized. Lineage: Eukaryota; Metazoa; Arthropoda; Arachnida; Mesostigmata; Varroidae. The record is from RefSeq and is a predicted model, not a curated record.
CUCGUUCAGUUAUGUCAGUUUGUUCUGUAACAAAUUUUCAGUGUGUUUGUCCUUAUUUUGUUGAGUUUAGUCGAAACCGGUUGUUUGAAAAACGGAAGUUUAAAAAAGAUUAGCAAGAUGCCUCGGGGGCCUGAGCUGACCAUGUUAGAUAUGUCGGUGCUCCGUCCGUCGACGGUACCAAACUCCGGUCAUCUAAAAGUAAAUAAACCAGAGAGCAAAGCCCGAGCUGCUUCAGAGGCACUCGACUUCAGCAAGCUUCGUGGUAAAGCCAAAACCACUGCCAUCGAACAUCUCGAAGAGGUGAUCGAAUCGCUCCCAAAGAUCGCAGAGGAGCAAGCUCGGGCUCUGAAAGUCCUUCAGGAUCGAACAGCAGCGCUGCAACGCAUUCUAUAUAUUCUUCGGGAUGACGCAGACAAACUGCCAAUGGACGCUCUUGGCGACUUCGGGGUUCUCGCUACGAAUCCUGAACCAUUUGCUGCAGCUUUGGAAGAAUCAAUGAAAAGUUAUGAAAAUCGAAGCCCUGAUAGGAAAAAUAACGCUAUUCCAGGAAACUUACGCAAAAUUCUAAAGACAAGCGCGUCACUCAAUCGCACAACAGCAAGGACGAAGGCAUCAAACACUUCUACAAGAUCAGCGAAGGUGAACGCUUCGACCUUACGACAGAAUCGCGCACCUUCAAGAUCUAGAAUUGCUGCUACCCCGUUGAACAAGCAAAGUGCCUUUCCGGCAGGAUCUAAGAAAAAGGUGAAAUGAUAUGCAGUUUUGCAAAUGUCUAUGUUUUGGCGCACCGGCAGACAUCAGCUGAUAUCGACGAGAACCUUGACAAGACAGCCUGUUUUAGAGAACUAUGAAAAAAAACCUAAAAUUGAAGCCUGUGAAGAUGCUCUCGGUUAAACGACUGGGGACCGAAACUCGCUAAGGCUAUAUCUCCCUUGUAAUCAUAUAUAGUAGUUUUUUCGUGUCUCCUUAACCACCUUAUAGUGAUUUAUGAGGUGAAGUGAAAGGAUGAGACCUCAAAAUGUUCGUCACGAAGAGGCCUACAGUAUCACAAUAUCAUACGACCCAGUAGGCAUAUGUAUAUAUCAAACAUUAGUGGUAUUGUUUUGGAAUGUUCGGUUAGUUUAUUUGUAUUUAUAUUUGACGAAAUUAUCUUGACCUAUUUUCGCUGAAAGCACUGAAUAUUUGGGCCGUGGCAGAUGUUGUUCAUAUCUAAAGUAAGGUGUCGAGUAUCUGUGUUAUGUGCACAUAUUCAAUAUGAAUAACAGUACUGAAACGUCUGAAUUAUAGAAACAAUUUUCACAGAUUUGAGGUGCUCCAGAAAUCGGUCAUCAGCUCUAUUUCAUGGACGAGAAUAACAUUCCCUAUACUGUAGAAGUGACAACAAAAUCAGGCAGUUCGGAUACUAUGUUGUAAAAGUGACGAUUGAAAAGUAUAAGGAAUCGAUUUAUAAAUGCGAUAAGCCAUACAUAUGAGGUAAUCAUCUGUACAGUUUUAUGAAACAAUAAAUACAUUUGCUUAGCCUGUAGUUGCUUGAAUA